GCCGGCCUGGGUCUGCGUUGGCCAAGCAGCUUCUCGGUCGCCAGGUGGAGGAGUAUGAGCGCGGCCACGGCGCUGGGCCGCAAGGCAGCAUCCGCUUCAAUCCUGUGGUCUCCUUGCUUGCUGCCGGGGUCCUCUGGGGCUUCGUGCUCUAUGCGGUUUUGGACGACGAGGCCGUGACGGUCUUCGGUGAGUGGCAGUCCUGGGUCACGAGCACAUUCACCUGGCUCUACAUCGUUUCCCAGGACUACUGGCUUUUCUACCUCUUCCCCUUGUGCUACUACUACGGUGACAUGAAGCUGGGUCAGGACGACGAGGAGCCCGAGUACGGCGACCUGACCUACUUGGCCAUGGUCUGGUGUGCGGGUGUGGCCAUCGGCUUGAUCUUCUACGGUGUUUCAGAGCCCCUGACCCACUCCGUGGAUGCAACCAACAAGUACAACAACAACGGGUACUUCAACGAGAAUGAGAUGGCCAUCAACGGCCUGCACAUCACACUCUUUCAUUGGGGUUUCCUGGCUUGGAUUGUCUAUGCCAUCACUGCACUGACCAUGGGCUUCCUGUCCUACCGGAAGGGACUUCCACUGUGCUUCCGUACCACGUUGGCCCCUCUCUUCGGCAAGGCAACCUGGGGUUGGAUGGGGGAUUUGCUGGAUGUCCUGACCAUCGUCACCAUCGUCGCAGGGCUCUGCACGUCUCUGGGCCUGGGUGCCCGCCAGAUCGUCGGCGGCCUGCAACGCCUCGAGUGGCUCGAUGGCAGCCUGACCGAGGACGAGCUGACCAACACUGCCGCGGUGGUGAUCGCCAUCAUCACGCUCUGCGCCACGCUCUCUGUCGUUGCCGGCUUGGAGUUCGGCAUCAAGACGGUCUCCUACACGGCCUUCAUGUGCGGCAACGUGCUGAUGAUGGUCGUGUUCGCUUUGGAUGAGCCGUGGUACAUCCUCAACGUGAUCGUCCAGACAGUCGGUUACCACCUGAAUCACUUCAUCGAGAUCGCCUUCGACACCGAUGCCUUCGCCCAGAUGGAUUUGGGAAAUGGGCGGCCCAACGAUGGCAAAGGCGCCAACCCAUCCUGGAUGGACUGGUGGACCAUCUUCUAUUGGGGCUGGUGGAUCGCUUGGGCCCCUUUCGUCGGCACUUUCAUGGCGCGCAUCUCUCGUGGACGCACCAUCAAGCAGGUGGUCAUGUACACCCUCACCCUGCCCUUCAUGUACGCUGUGCUGUGGUUCUGCAUCUUCGGUGCAGCCGGCAUCCGCAUGAACCGCCGCGCCAUCUGGUUGGAGAACAUCNNCAAUGCGGACUACUUCCUCCACACGGACACGACCUUCCGGCCCAGUGGGGCAGGCAAGUGCUUCGAUGUGCCGGCGAGCAUCCCCGGCGAAGCCUUUGCCGCCUACUCCGUGAACAUCAACGUGAGUCCCGUCUGCAAGUACUCCGGCGGAGAUUCCUCAGGAUACUGGUUUGACCUCAUGGGCCAGUAUUACGGCAUGGGCCAGGCUCUGACCUUUGUGUCCAUUGUCACCACCAUCCUCUAUUUCGUGACUUCGAGCGACAGUGGAUCCCUGGUGGUGGACCUGAUUGCUGCCAAUGGCCGCGAAGCGCAUGUGGUGCAGCGUGUCUUCUGGGCCUUCACCGAGGGAGCGGUGGCCAUUGCCUGUCUGUUGUCUGGUGGCUUCAGCUCACUGACCGCGCUGCAGGCCGUCUCCAUUGUGAUGGGCCUUCCCUUCACGGUUGUCAUGAUGAUGAUGUGCACCUCCCUGUGGCGGGCGCUGAAAAUCGAGGCCGGCGAGAUCGCCCCGAGAGGUCAGAGAACAGACUGGAAGAUGCCGAUGUACGGUGGCAUCUUCGAUGCCCCCGAAUACUUGCUGAGUUCCUUUAGGUCCCCCCUGCCUUCCAUGAACACUUGUGGGACCUUCGUCUUGGCAACGCUGGCACCGCCCUUGGUCUUCUGGCGCUCGAUGAGGGCCAUGUCCAAGUACGAGAAGGGUGAAGGAACCAGCGCAUUCCUGCACGGCAUGCUCACCGCCACGCUGGGCGUCUUCUUCAUGGCCUUCGUCAUCCUGCACAUCGUCUCGUGGGUGUUUCAGGCGGACGCAGCCGGUGCAAAGGAGGGCAAGGCGAUGUUCUGCUUCGCUUGGAUUGCAUACCUCACCUUUGCCUCCAUCCUGUCUUUGGGUCGUCACCAGAUGCGGAGACUCUACGCCAUCGAAGGUUCCGGCAUCGAGGACAUCUGCGCG
Molecule: messenger RNA, 2234 nt
Organism: Symbiodinium necroappetens
Lineage: Eukaryota; Dinophyceae; Suessiales; Symbiodiniaceae
Source: the annotation of a GenBank genome assembly